UGGUGCGGCGGCAGCAGCACAAUAAGCGGGCUCAGCCGCCUCCCUCUCCGGGCCCCUGCUGGACGCUCAGGAUGGCCGAAGACUCGCCCAAGCGCCGCAAGGCCAAUUUCAACGAGGCGGAGACGGAGGUGCUGAUCGAGCAGGUGCUGAAGCACGAGCAGGUGCUCUUCGCCGCUGGACCUGGCCGGGCCUCCCCGGGCCAGAAGCGCAAAGUCUGGGAGCUGAUCCGGCACAAGGUGAACCCGGUGGCCGCCUGUCCCCGCGAGGUGGAGGACCUCAAGAAGCGCUGGCGGGACCUGAAGCGUCGCGACCGGAGCAAGCUCUGCCGCAUCACCCAAGGCCCCGGCGGGCCCCUGCCCCACCCGGCCUCGCUCGGCCUCCUCCUGCCCCCCGAGGACGUCUCGCCGCCCGACCACCUCCGAUCCUACGGCUCCGGGCUGCCCGCGGCCAACGAGGCUGUGCCCAUCGUCGGAGGCAUCGACACUCUGGACUUGCCGCCGGGAGCUUCCGUGACGGACGUCGGUCUUACAGAAGAUCCUGGUCCAUCCCACCAACCAUGUCUAGAGAAGAUAAAUCUAAAAGAAGAGAUAGUGGUGAAGGUAGUAGAGCCAGAAGAAAGCUCUGAGGAUAUGACUGUGGUUCCUCCUAGCCAGGACCAACUUCCUUUUUUGGGGAUUCCAAAUGGAGACCUUUGUGGGAAAGUAAAAGCCAAAACAAAAACUCAGCCCCAACCAGAUCCAAAUGAAAUUACAGAGGAGGAUCUAUUGCAGAUCCAGCAGAACCAGCUGCAUGUCAUCCAGUCUGGCUUUGAUAGUAUCAACCACAAUCUUCGACUGCUGCAGCAAGGCAUGCAAGAUCUCAACAACAGCCUCAACAUCAUGGCACAUACACUAGUGGCAAUCAAAAAUGUCUAUGUGAAAAAUAAUGCCGGCCCAACCACAUUUGCUACUGUAGCUACUCAAACCACAGCAGGGUAUUUGAGUCCCGGGUCUCCCUUGGUUGAGGACAGAAUCAGAGUACCAGUGGCAGGAAAUAGUAGCAGAAGUAGCAGCUGUAGUUCCAGCUCUAUGUCACAAGAGCCAGGUCCAUCAGAAUUUCCAAGGCCCCCACAUAGACCCAUUAAGAAGGAGCAUCCAAAUGGCUGCUACUAUUUCUGUUUUGCAGAUGUGUGAGACUUCAAUACUCGAAGAAACCUGUAGUGGACUAAGAGAGGCUGUUUUGUAUUCUCCUCCAAUAAUUCGUGAUGGAACAGAUGUGUCUAGCUGUUCUCUAGAAUGCUGAACACUGAAGAUCUCCACUCCUAUUGAAGACAUGUCAUGCGUAGGAGACAUAACACAAGCUACAACACUUAGAGCCUAGUCCUGUGCACAUUUACUGAGAAGUAAGUCCCCCUGAGUUCAGCAGGACAAAAUCCCCAAAAGAACUAUAGAAUUGCAGUAGUUCUCAUGUAGCUUUUACAGUUGGUUGACUGAUGCCUUGAAUAUUGCAUCUCCCUUAGUCUUACAUUUUCCCCCAAGGGGAAGAGAGAAAAUAUGACUCACCUAGCUCUUCCUAGUAUUAAGCUGAUCUUUAAAAGCGACGAAGAGUAUGAAAACAUAACAGCAAUAUCUGGGGCAGAACAUCAUACAGGCGGGGAGGGGAGGUAGCAAUCCAAACUGCAGAUUAGUGAGAUUUAGUACUUUAUUGUACUUUUAUUAAAAUAAAAAUUAAACUACUAGAGAGAUGUUUGGGUGAUCAAUAAGAGAGCAUGUGAAAUUUAGCUACUCUAGGAUAUGAAUUGGGGUACUGAGCUAUGAGCCAUAGACUUGUAAGUUAUCCCUGGUUGCUCUUCUUGUUGCUUGUGUUCAGUUCCUUCGCAAUAAAUCGCUACUGCAAAAAAAGAAAACAAAACCCACUCUGCUGAAAAUCUGGAAAAUGGAGUAAAGGCUGCCUUUUGUUGCAUAAUUAAAAAGAAUUUGCCAAAAAACAGUUCUAAUGAGUGAUGUUUUCUUUUGAUAUUCAGUAAUCUGGGAAAGUUUGCUCACCGCAAGGGUAUAUCUUCUGAUGCAUGUUGAAAACACAUUUCAAAUGUACUACAUCUAAAUUUCUUUAAGAGUACUAAGAUGCCUGUAUUUUAAUUAAUUUUAAUAAAAUUCGUCCUUAAGAUUUGAUAGCCCACAAAUAAUUGCACUGCACUUUGUGGCUACAGAUAUGGGAAUGGGAAGAAGCAGGCAUGUUUCCUUGUGUUGGUCACGGUGUAUAUGAAGGGCACCUACCUGUGGCUGUAGAGU
Heteronotia binoei (common prickly gecko) is the source of this 2270-nucleotide messenger RNA. Its product is annotated as myb-related transcription factor, partner of profilin-like. NCBI's taxonomy places the organism in Eukaryota, Metazoa, Chordata, Lepidosauria, Squamata, Gekkonidae. Gene Ontology annotation, cellular component: nucleus. The transcript is spliced from 2 exons. The coding region runs from base 72 to 1172 and encodes 366 amino acids. The record is from RefSeq and is a predicted model, not a curated record.